This is a messenger RNA of Fusarium keratoplasticum, 1575 nucleotides long. RefSeq lists its product as uncharacterized. The transcript is spliced from 4 exons. Gene Ontology annotation, molecular function: iron ion binding; oxidoreductase activity, acting on paired donors, with incorporation or reduction of molecular oxygen; heme binding. The record is from RefSeq and is a predicted model, not a curated record. Bases 1 to 1575 code for a protein of 524 amino acids. Lineage: Eukaryota; Fungi; Ascomycota; Sordariomycetes; Hypocreales; Nectriaceae.
AUGUCAGCCUCAUACGGACAUUUAGUUCUCAUUUCCAUCGUGGGGGCAAUCUCCAUCUACGCCUUCCGCGUCGCCUCUACCAGGCGGCGAGCGAAAGGUGCGAAAGCCCCUCCAGGACCCAAAGGGUGGCCGGUUGUCGGCAACGCCCCUGAGCUCGCCAGCUCGGAUGGAAACCUCAUUCCUAUCUUCAACAGAUGGGCCAAGAUUUAUGGAGACAUCGUUCAGUUCAGUAUUUUGGGCGAGAAACAGAUUGUGUUGUCUAGUGACAAGAUUGCACACGAGCUGUUUGUGAAACGAGGCCCCAAGUACUCUGACAGGGGCACGCCUCAUGCGAUGGCGUAUAUCACCAGGGAUCUCAAUCCAGCAUUGAUGCCCAAGAACGAGGCUUGGAGGCGAGAGCGAAAACUCAUCCAUAGCGCAAUCUCCAUCACUUCCAACGACAAAUACCUGGAGUUGAUGGAAGAGGAGGCCAAGCUUACCAUGCGUGAUCUUGUUGAUGACCCCAGUAACUUCGAUAACCACAUGAAGCGCUAUGCCUUUGGUGUCCUUACCAGAUCCAUGUUGGGCUUCCGUGUGUCUUCAGCAGACGACCCGUUCAUCACCGAGACUGAUUCCUUCAUCGACGAAGCAAUGAAGUGUUUCCGCCCAGAUGAGUACCCUGGAAACGUCUUUCCGUUUCUACGCUACCUGCCAACCUGGUUGGUCCCAUCACUUGGCAAUAUGGAGCGGAUCAAGAACAAGGCGUACGACGAGAUCUUCAAACUUCAGAAAAAGAUCGAGCUUUCCGUUAAGAAGGGCACAGCAAGCCCCAGCACUUAUCGGCAUUUCUUUGAAAACAGAGAUGAGUAUGUGAUCAGUAAUGAGGAAGCUGGGUACGCAUUCGACAGUAUGAUUGGUGGCGGAACCAGGUCACCAUACAACGCAUUGUUGACUUUUCUGUACCUCAUGAUGGAGUUCCCCGAGUGGCAGGACAAGCUGCAGAGGCAUGUUGACCAGGUUGUCGGGCCAGAUCGACUCCCAUGUUUUGCGGAUAUCCCCAACCUUCCGAUGGUCAGGGCAGUCGUCAAGGAGGGCAUUCGGUAUCGCUCGAUAAUGGCGGAGCUCGGUAUCCCUCACCGGCUCGAGGAAGACGACAUCUACGACGGGUACUUCUUCCCGAAAGACACCGUGUUUCAUGCGAAUUAUGCCGCCAUUCUCAUGGAUAAGGACACAUACCCAGACCAACAACCAUUCAACCCGGCCCGUUGGCUUCAACCUUCGUAUCCAACAUACAAGGAGCCACUUACUGUGCACCCCAACUGUCAAAACUUCACUCCUUUCGGCUACGGUCGUCGAGCAUGCCCUGGGUACGACUUUGCAGAGCGCACGUUGGUCAUCUUGGUGGCCCAGAUUGCAUGGGCUUAUGAAGUCAAGAAGCCAAUCGAUCCGAAAACCAACAAGCCUGUUGUUAUCGACAUGAAGUACGAGCCAACACCGAACCCACGGCCUUUGCCCUUUCCGUGCGAUAUCAGACCCAGAAGUGUGGAUAGGUCGAAGCUGGUGAAGCUAGAGGCUGCGAGAUGUGAAGUUGCGUGA